AAAGGCGAAGACGAAGAGGCAAAACGUCGCAAGCGGUUGCAGAAGCGGCAACAGCUCGAAAACUUGCGCGAGCUAUUCGCUGAUCGCUCCUCCGCGCUUCGAGAUCCUCUCGACUCCUCGCGCCGCCGAUGGAGGAAGCCAUCGCCACCACCCAGGGCUACCUCUACGAGACCCUGAGCCCGCUCUCUCCGCCCGCCGCCGCCGCCUCCGCCUCGGUCGCCGACCGCUCGUCCUCGCCCUCGCCGCCCGGUGACCGCGAGCCUUACUCGGUGUUCCGGAGCGAGGUCUCCCUCUGGCCGCUCCCCUCCGCUCCCUCCGAUGCCGCCGCUGCGCCGGACUACUUCUCCCUCGAUGUCGGCGCCGACGCGGAGGAGCCCGAGCCGGUCGAGGCUCCGGCUGCUCCGGUCCCCGCGGCGGCGGAAGUGGCCGAGCCGAAGACGCCGGCUAGGGAACCGGGGACGAGGCUCGAGAGCGGGUGGUUCCGGGGGAAUAGCAGGUUCGAGAGCCCCAUGCUGCAAUUACACAAAGAGAUUGUGGAUUUCUGUGACUUUCUAUCACCAACUCCAGAAGAACAAGCCUCGAGGAAUGAAGCUGUUAAUUCUGUCUUUGGCGUCAUUAAAUACAUAUGGCCUAAUUGCAACGUAGAGGUUUUUGGGUCUUUCCAAACUGGACUUUAUCUUCCAACCAGUGAUAUUGAUGUUGUGAUCCUAGAUUCUGGUAUCAGAACUCCACAAUUAGGAUUACAUGCCCUAUCCAGGGCAUUGUCACAAAAGGGUAUUGCAAAAAAUAUGCAGGUGAUAGCAAAGGCCCGUGUCCCAAUUGUUAAAUUUGUGGAGAAGAAAAGUGGUGUUGCAUUCGAUAUAAGUUUUGAUGUUGACAACGGACCCAAAGCUGCAGAGUUCAUCAAGGAUGCUAUAUCUAAGUGGCCUCCGUUGCGACCUCUAUGUUUGAUCUUGAAAGUAUUUUUGCAGCAGAGAGAACUGAAUGAGGUUUAUUCUGGGGGAAUAGGAUCUUAUGCCCUUCUCACCAUGCUGAUGGCAAUGUUGCGGAGUAUUCAUGAGUGUCAAGCGUUUCGUCAACAUAAUUUGGGAGUGCUAUUGGUGCAAUUCUUUGAUUUCUAUGGACGGAAGCUAAAUACGUUGGAUGUUGGUGUAUCUUGCAGAGGGGCAGGAACAUUUUAUAUGAAGCGGGACAAAGGGUUUUUAAACAAAGGUCGGCCCUCCUUAAUCUCCAUUGAGGAUCCACAGGCUCCUGAUAAUGACAUUGGAAAGAACUCGUUCAAUUAUUUCCAGAUUAGAUCUGCUUUUGCAAUGGCCUUCACUACUUUGACGAAUUCCAAAGUCAUCAUGGGCCUUGGGCCCAACAGGAGCAUUCUUGGUCUGUUAAUCAGACCGGACCCUGUACUGAUUGAGCGCAAAGGCGGGUCUAGAGGAGAUGUCACUUUUAGUAGCUUGCUCCCUGGGGCGGGGGAAUCAGUACAACUGAACCUUGCAGAUCCGCCAGAGAUGUUUUGCAAUUGGCAGUUAGAUGAUGAGGAAGAGCCACUGCCGCGGGGUAGUGGAGUGUCUGCAUCUGUUAGCGAACCUUCGAAGAAGAGAAAAUCUGUUUCCAAGGGGAAGUCCGGUAAGAAGAAGGUUAAAGAAGGCGGAGAAGUGGAGACACCGGGGCUUGAAGAGAAUGGCACUAAGAAAGAAAAGAGUGCUAAGAAGAGAUAUCUAAUGGGAGACGAGAAUGACACUAAGAAAGAGAAGAGUGCUAAGAAGAAAUAUUUUAGGCAUGGUCAGCAUAAGACCAAUGGUUACAGCCAUCAUCAAGGCAGUUGUUCUUAUUGGAACAGAUAAUAAGAUCUUAAGAGGUGAUUCCUGUAUGGAUUUACUGAAGGUUUCGAUGGAGUGAGAGGGAGUCGCACUGCGGAAGCAGGUUCUCUUUGUGGAAGUGUUAUUAUGCACACCCUCGAAGGCUUGAGGGCAAGUUUUUUGCGGUUGCCCGUACUGAGACCAAGCCUGUUGGAGCCAGAGAUAUUCAAGACAGUUACUGAGGACAGCCGAUUUUCAGUCCUAGGAAAUACACCAGUUGCAAUAGCCGUCAAUUGAUAAUUUUAUGACCACAAGAUGUUUAGCAAAUCUUCUUUUUUUAUGAUUCGUCGUCUUAGCAGGUGUAAUUUAUUCUUUUACAUGUCUUCCCAGAAAAGAUGCAUCUUUUUGAACUCCGGUUCCGUUUCUGACCUUGUUACACGGUUUGUUGUAUGUCUUGACCUUGGACCCUCGAGGGGACAAGGUGACGGAACUACGAAGUUUCUGAGCUGCUCUCUGUGUGCAGCGUGCAAAACUAUUCGAGAGUGAUGUUAGAA
Messenger RNA from Syzygium oleosum, 2350 nucleotides. RefSeq lists its product as uncharacterized. The transcript is spliced from 13 exons. Gene Ontology annotation, molecular function: poly(A) RNA polymerase activity; mRNA binding. Gene Ontology annotation, cellular component: TRAMP complex; nucleolus. Lineage: Eukaryota; Viridiplantae; Streptophyta; Magnoliopsida; Myrtales; Myrtaceae. The record is from RefSeq and is a predicted model, not a curated record. Gene Ontology annotation, biological process: RNA 3'-end processing. Bases 129 to 1841 code for a protein of 570 amino acids.